This is a messenger RNA of Adelges cooleyi (spruce gall adelgid), 704 nucleotides long. RefSeq lists its product as uncharacterized. NCBI's taxonomy places the organism in Eukaryota, Metazoa, Arthropoda, Insecta, Hemiptera, Adelgidae. The transcript has 2 exons. The coding region runs from base 110 to 517 and encodes 135 amino acids. The record is from RefSeq and is a predicted model, not a curated record.
UUCCGUAUAAAAGGCCACGGUGUAAGCCUUAAAAGCAUCCACAGUUAACUAACCGUUCAUACAGUUACAAAUAGUUCUUUCUCAAUAACUACAACUACCAAGCACCAUAAUGUCGAAAUUCUUUGGAGUUCUAGCGGUGGUGAUUCUUGUUCAGUAUGUGAUUGCUGAAACACCUGCACCAGUAACAGAUGAAAAAGUUGCAGCCCCACUACAAACAAAUACUUGUAACACUUAUGAAGACUUAAAAAAUGUUGAUUUUUCGACUUUUCAAUCGGUAAUUGGAAGUGAAAAUAAUGGAAAUUUGGCAGAAAUUGCAUCAUUGAAACCAAGUUUUGAUGCAUGGAAUGCAAAUCAACAAGACGAAAACUUAAAACAAACAUUCUUAACCGCGAUUGACACGGCGUUUAAGACUAAACCAGAUGAUUACUCGGACUUUAGACAACAGAUUAUAGAUGCAGAGACAGAAGCGAAUGGUAAAUCUUCGCUUCCUACAACAUGUGACGCUUCGACCCCAUAGACAAACACCAUUUACCAAGAUUUGUUUGUAUAGUUUUUAAGCAAUAUUUAUUAUUAAACUCCGAAAACACAAUAUUUGUUAAACAGCACUAUAUCGUUUUAAAAAAAUAUAUUUAAUAAUUCGGAAGUGUUAUUUAACCUGAUACAUAUCUUCGAAAAUUAUUAAAAUAAAGUUCACGAGCAUUUAA